CUGAGCUAUACUUGGACAGCGAAUAUGACUGGCAACAAUUCCAAAGCGCCCUCAACGACAGAAGUCAUCGUGCCCUCCAACAGCCUCUCCCCGUCAGCGGACCUCGAGCUCCAGCCUAUUCCUACGUCCGCAUCACCAACACUCUCAAACGCGGUCGAUGUCCUCCCCGCCACACCCUCCGCAAGCCAAUGGCGACGUACUUCGAUCAUCUUCGCUGCUACCUGCUGUACUUUCACUGGUUGUGGGCUGAACUUCGCUUUCGGGUGCUAUCAAGAGCAUUAUGAGAGUGUAGACGGGCCAUUUGGGGGACAAGUUGCCGCGGCUAAAGUCGAUUUAAUCGGAACACUAGCAGUAAGCCUCAUGACGAUCUUCGCUCCCUGGACAUCAUACUGGACUGCCAAGUACGGCCCUUCCCGCGUAACCCUCCUAGGUGCCGUUCUAUUCUCUCUAGGGAUGAUCAUAGCAGGCAGUUGUACCUCCCUCUGGCAGUUCCUCCUCACCCAAGGGGUGACCGUCGGUCUCGGCACCUGCCUCUCGUACAUCCCAGCCGUUACCGUCUCCCCCGGCUGGUUCGACCGUAAUCGAGCACUAGCGAUGGGGAUAGUUCUGAGCGGCACAGGUCUAGGCGGGCUCGUCUGGAGUCCUUUAACGAAUGUCAUGAUCCAAAACCUUGGGUUUAGGAACGCACUCCGUAUCACCGGCAGUGUCGGGUUCGUCCUUAUAGCUCUUGCUGCGCUCCUCCUGGACUGGGCGCCCGGUUUCCGCCCUGGCCAGGACGGGCGGCCGAGGAGAGGCGGGAUGCAGCUCGUCAACUGGCGCGUGGCGAGAGGGAAACUGUUUGGCAUCAAGAGCGGCACAGCUGUGCUCCAAGCAGCGGGGUACUAUUUCCCCCUGUACUUCAUAGCGAGCUACGCGUACAAGGUCGGGCUAACGAAACAGCAAGGAGCUAACUUGCUCGGGCUGUCAAACGGCCUCUCAGCACUGGGGAAGAUCGUCCUCGGCGCACUGGCAGACCGCUACGGCAGGCUCAACAUGCUCUGUUUCUGCUGUAUCGUCAGCGCCGCCGGUGUCCUAGCUCUCUGGAUGCCCAGCGCUGCCCUUCCUGGGCAGGAGACUACUCCUCUCUUCUACGGUUUCGUUGUGGUGUAUGGGCUUACCGCGGGAGGGUACGUCUCCCUCUUCCCUACCAUCCUGGUCGAGCUCUUCGGCGUGCAGCAUUUCGCCUCCAUCAACGGCCUGCUCUACUGUCUCCGCGGCCUGGGCACCUUAGUCGGCACCCCCCUCACCUCUCUCCUCCUGCGGGGUUAUGCAGGCCAGGGGGCGCUGGCGGACGUAGCCGGUAUCCCGGGUGGGAGUGGGUAUGUGGAGAGUAUUGCUCUGAACGGGGCGGUCCUCGGAGCCGCGUCGGUGGGGGCGGCUUGGUUGAGAGUCGAGAUUGCGAGGAGGGAUGGGUGGAAAUGGAAGAUGUGACCCAAUGGAGCCGUACGAUGUUGGCUUGUAUAGCACGAUAUCAACCGUCAAUGGUCUCGUGCGAUGUUGUUUCUGGGCAAUGCAUACUCUAGCAACUACAUCUUCAGUUAUCAGAAGAUGGAGGAGUGCCAGUACAAGAUUCCCAGAAAAACUCAGUACAUGUUGGGUGUCUACAUACCCCGUAAACGUUGG
Messenger RNA from Dacryopinax primogenitus, 1662 nucleotides. Its product is annotated as MFS general substrate transporter. The record is from RefSeq and is a predicted model, not a curated record. The transcript is spliced from 4 exons. Gene Ontology annotation, cellular component: fungal-type vacuole membrane. Gene Ontology annotation, biological process: transmembrane transport. NCBI's taxonomy places the organism in Eukaryota, Fungi, Basidiomycota, Dacrymycetes, Dacrymycetales, Dacrymycetaceae. The coding region runs from base 25 to 1470 and encodes 481 amino acids. Gene Ontology annotation, molecular function: transmembrane transporter activity.